AUGACAAGGGAAUGCCAAGUUUGCAUGUCCACCAACGAUGCCUAUUGUGUUGAUGAAACUUCAUAUUAUUUGUGCUUAGAUGGAAAAAAUCCUUCAAAGGCCCAACUGCACCAAUGUGAUGAAGGACAUGUUUGCACAACAAGUGAAAAUAUUUGCGAACCCAAAAAAGGUGCAAACAACGUUGUUAACAAUCCAGUUUGUGGCAGCUCAUGUAACAAAUGCCCGACAACAGGUCGUUAUACUUGCGUAAGUAAAACUCAAUUUGGACGAUGUGUCAAUGGAGCUAUAACAAUUGUGAGCGCUUGCGAAAAAGGACAGAUUUGCAGCGCCGAUUUGUACGAAAAAACAGGAGCAAUAUGCGCCCCACAAUGUGUAGCCGAUUUCUAUGAGGUCACAGCGACAUGUGGCAAUGCUGAUCUGACCACCACUACUACCACUGUAGCACCAAUUGAUGUGGGACGUCUAAAAGAACAGUGCACGGCAGCAGAAGCUGACCAUCCUGAUGAUAUUAGUUACUUUAUCAGAAAUGCGGAUGACGAAGACUGUACAACAUAUAUUUACUGCGAAAAAUUCGAUGAUGGAAUCGAUGCACUUCUGAUGAUAUGCAAAAAUGGUUACUUCAAUUUGAUUGAAGAAAAAUGCCAAAGUGAACAACCUGAGGAUUGUUCUGCAUCAGGUGCUACAACAGUGCCAACUAUAUAA
Messenger RNA from Musca vetustissima, 702 nucleotides. RefSeq lists its product as uncharacterized. The transcript has 4 exons. Gene Ontology annotation, molecular function: chitin binding. Lineage: Eukaryota; Metazoa; Arthropoda; Insecta; Diptera; Muscidae. The record is from RefSeq and is a predicted model, not a curated record. The coding region runs from base 1 to 702 and encodes 233 amino acids.